Eurytemora carolleeae is the source of this 779-nucleotide messenger RNA. Its product is annotated as forkhead box protein O1-B. Lineage: Eukaryota; Metazoa; Arthropoda; Copepoda; Calanoida; Temoridae. The annotation marks the transcript as partial. The record is from RefSeq and is a predicted model, not a curated record. Gene Ontology annotation, molecular function: DNA-binding transcription factor activity, RNA polymerase II-specific; RNA polymerase II cis-regulatory region sequence-specific DNA binding. The transcript is spliced from 2 exons. Gene Ontology annotation, cellular component: nucleus. Gene Ontology annotation, biological process: regulation of transcription by RNA polymerase II.
GAAGCCUUGCGGUUGUUCGGAAUCAAGAAUAAAUACUUAUAAAAUAAGAAAUUAAACAAUUUCGUUCUUGUUUUAAGAAACCAGUUAAAAGCCACAGUUCUGGCUCAAAUGUUAUAAUUCUAAACACCUGAAAAAAGUUAAAAAAGUGGUUUGAAAAAGUGAAGUGUUUAAUGGAUAAUAUUUCCCCUAAAUAUGUUGACAACUAAACAUUCUAGAUAAUGAUGAUGCAGGAACUCCCUAUUGAACAGCUGGGCGGGGGUGGAGUACCUCCCGGACACGCACUAGACCUCAAAGAAGAGGUUGGCGUGGAACAUAAACAUUGGGACAACGAGUUAAAACCUUGGGACACUAAAAUUCUCUCCCCGCCGGAUUGUGGUCCCCGCCACCAAUGGGGCGGUUUACACCCUGAUGAAUAUGGCGAUGAACGCCGUGUGAAGUUAGAGAACGGGCACAGGGUCCGGGAGUACUUGGACCCUGAAGAUUAUGGACCGCCUUAUAACGGACCUCAAACCUCUCCUUUUCCCGAGGGCCCGCCCACUCCCCUUGACUUCACUCCUGAUAUGAUGCACAAGGGUGGGGAAGGGGCGGGAAACGCCUCUAAGAAAAGUACAUCCCGCCGUAACGCCUGGGGAAAUCUCUCCUACGCCGAUCUGAUCACCCAGGCGAUCCUCUCCUCCCCAGAGAAGAGGUUAACGUUGAGCCAGGUCUACGACUGGAUGGUUCAGAAUAUACCCUACUUCAAGGAUAAAGGAGAUAGUAAUAGUUCAGCAGGAUGGAAG